This is a messenger RNA of Aspergillus alliaceus, 339 nucleotides long. RefSeq lists its product as uncharacterized. The coding region runs from base 1 to 339 and encodes 112 amino acids. Lineage: Eukaryota; Fungi; Ascomycota; Eurotiomycetes; Eurotiales; Aspergillaceae. The transcript is spliced from 4 exons. The record is from RefSeq and is a predicted model, not a curated record.
AUGUCCUCUAAGAAAGAAUUCAUCUGCCUCAUCCCCGACAAACCAGGCAUGUUGGAAAAACGCCUGGAAGUCCGCGGUCAACACCUCGAAGGUGUCAGACCUCUGGCUGACAAUGGUUCCAUUGUUGUCGGUGGAGCCAUGGUGGACUCGCACCCCGCUCCUGGCGAGACCCCUCCCUUUAAGGGGAGUGCUUUGAUCGUUGUCGCGGAGGAUGAGGCCCAGGUGAGGGAGCUCAUCCGUAAGGAUAUUUAUACGCGAAGUGGGGUGUGGGAUGUUGAGAACGUGCAGAUUAUUCCGUUCAUGUGCGCGCUUAGAGUCGGAAAUCGGCCGCUUCCUUAG